AGGGAGUUUAACUAUAAAUCGCGGUCUUGAAUUGUCUCUUACUUUCGCCUCCUCACUUCUUCUCAAAUCCUAAAAACAACUUUCUCUCUCUCCUCUGUUUUAAGUUGUAACCAAUACCUCUGGUUCUCACUCUCGCUCAAACUUCUCAUCCUCGUCAAAUUUAACAUUCUUCAUAAUCGGUGAACUUUCUUGCACGAAACCCUAAUAGCGAUCGAUCGUGUAUUCGACGCAUUCUUCUUUCGAUUUUUAACCAUGAAUAUUCAUUCUUAGAUUUCUUGUUUGUCUUUUGUGGCUAAUGUUAUCAAUUUGUUUUCAUACUCCAUCGGGUUAUUUGUUAUUCAUUGUGAUUUGUGAUUGUAAUGCUUCUAUUGAAUUAGGAAGAUUGGUUCAAGAAACACCUAAAGUCAGUAUUUUAUUCGAAGUUUCGAACUUUCAUAUUAAGCAAUUUUAGGCAAACACAAAUUGAAGCUUUCAAAUUCAAUUGUAAGUUCACUUUUUUAAUUUUCCUCCUCUUCAUAAUCCCUAAUUUCUAUUGAGAAAUUCAUGUAUAAGUUCAAUUACUAGGAAAUGAGGAAGGAAGAAGAGAAAUUCGCAUCCUUAGUUCCACUUCCUGAUUACAAAUUAUGCGGUUACCUCACAACAGUUGUUUCCUCUAUUCAUUCUUAUGCUAAAACCCUAGAAUUCGGCACUAUUCUCCACAUCUGCACUGAUGGAUCCCACGUUGGUUUCAAAACCCAUUCCGGCCUCUUUCUCAAAUCUAUCUCCGACCCCGGCUACAGCAAUGGUGAUGCUAACUCAAAUUCGAAGGAGUCACCGGUAAUGAAGAAGAAGAAGAAGAAGGUGGUUAAGAAUGGGAAGAGUGUUAAGACAGUAAAGAAUAUUUUUCAUGGAAAUGGAACAGUGAGUGUUAUUCAUCAAUUAAAGAGGUUGGUUAAUCAGAAAUGUUUGAAAAUUGUUGCAACUGUUGUUGGAACUUCAAUUAGUGAUAACAAAUUUCGGGUUGCGGUAUUGGUGGAUGCGUAUCUUCCUGUUGCAUUGUGGUCUGGUUGGCAGUUUCCUAGGUCUUCUACCACUGCUGCUUCUCUGUUCCGCCAUUUGAGUUGUGACUGGUCGGAGCGAAAUUUAAUUAUGAUGGAUGGCUAUUAUAAAGAUGGAGUUACUAGCAAUAAGAGUUUAUGGGAUGUAGCUGAUUGUCAUGCUCUUGGAUGUAAACUGCAUUCUGUUAUUCCCGAUUCAUCUAAUGAAAAGGGAUUUGAACUACAUGAGAUUUUUAAGAGCUUACCUUGCUUGGGUGAAGAUGUGAAAAAUGUUUCUUCAAGUAUUACACCCAAGGAUAUGACACCUGGAACUGGCAUUUGGGAUUUACCAGAUGAAAUUGUGAUCAGAAUUUUAUCGACUCUGCGUCCAAUCGAUCUUGUGAGAGCUUCUGCUACAUGUCGUCAUCUAAGACUCUUAUCUGUAUCAGUUAUGCCAUGUAUAAAGCUCAGGCUCUUUCCUCAUCAACAAGCUGCUGUAGAGUGGAUGGUGAAGCGUGAGCAGAAGGCUGCUCCUUUACGCCACCCCCUUUAUCUGGACUUCUUAACUGAAGAUGGGUCAGUUUUCUACAUCAAUAUUGUAUCUGGUGAAUUGGUUACUGGAUCAGCUCCAAUGAUCAAUGAUUUUCGUGGUGGAAUGUUCUGCGAUGAGCCAGGACUUGGUAAAACUGUUACAGCUCUUUCACUUAUUCUGAAGACCCAAGGAACACUGCCUGAACCACCAGAAGGUGCUAAAAUAAUUUGGUGCUUACAUAAUGGGGAUCAGAAAUAUGGCUACUAUGAAUGUAGUGGUAGUAGAUACUUUGGUCCGGCUUUUCGAUCACCAGGAAUAAGAUGUUUAAGUCAGAGUGAUAGAAGAAGCCAUUUUUCUCCUGAUGACGUGAUCCCUAAAGAUCAUUUCACGCCAAAGAGGGAAAAAUUAUCUACUUCUGGGGAGCAGAGUGCACUUUCCUUGUCUUCUUGCCUGGAAAGUGCCGGUCCAUCAUCAUCUGAACAUUCUCCCUCCACCCCCACAAUCACAUCAUGUUUAUUUCGCUGCUCUAGGAGCUCGAACCGCGUCAAGAGAAAUCUUUUACCUAUAUAUGAAUAUGAAAGUACUUCUAGAUACCUUGAAGAUAAUAAGGGUAAGUAUGCAGGAAAACGUAAGUCUCUGGAAAAUAACGAGUGUAGUGUUGCUUUAAACAAGCAAAUUGGGAGAAAAAAGAAGAAGCUUGAUUUGGGGAAUGAGUAUGUGGUAUAUAAUGAAAAUUGGAUCCAAUGUGAUUCUUGCCACAAGUGGCGGAGACUUACUGAUGACCAUUUAGCGAAGUCUACUACGGCUUGGUUUUGUAGUCUGAACUCUGACCCUCUUUUCCAAAGCUGUAAUACUCCAGAAGAGUCAUGGGAUUAUCGUGAACCUGUUGUUUAUUUUCCUGGAUUUUGCAGCAAAGAAAGUCCUGGAGAACUUCCUCAAAAUGUGACAUUCUUUACUAGUGUCCUUAAGGAGCAUUAUGCAUUACUUAACUGUCAGACCAAGAAGGCUUUAACUUGGCUUGCUAGACUUCCAUAUCAGAGACUUUUGGAAAUGGAAAAAGUCGGACUUGUUCGUCCAGGUCAAGUGUCGACAAAAGAAGCAAUUGGUUUCAAUAAAAUAUUUGAGGCAUUUGGCUUUGUGAAGAAGGUGAAGCAGGGUGUAUGCCGAUGGUUUUACCCAAAAAUCCUAGACAAUUUGGUCUUUGAUUUACCUGCUCUCCGAAUUGCUCUUUGUGAGCCAUUAGACACAUUUAGGAUGUAUUUAUCACGGGCAACUCUAGUUGUGGUUCCAUCAAAUUUGGUUGAUCACUGGAUAGCACAGAUCCAGAAGCAUGUAAAACCAGGGCAAUUGCGGGUUUAUAUCUGGACAGAUCAUAAAAAGCCUGCUGUGCACAACCUUGCUUGGGAUUAUGAUGUUGUUAUAACUACCUUUAGUCGGCUUAGUGCUGAGUGGAAUCCUCAUAAAAGAAGUUUCUUGAUGCAAAUUCAUUGGAUGAGGGUCAUGUUAGAUGAGGGACAUACCUUGGGGUCAAGUGUAAACUUGAGUAAUAAAAUGCAAAUGGCAGUUUCAUUGAGUGCUUCAAAUCGUUGGAUAUUGACGGGAACCCCAACUCCAAAUACUCCCAGUAGUCAGUUAUCUCAUCUUCAACCUAUUUUGAAAUUUCUUCAUGAUGAUGUUUAUGGAGAGAAUAGCAAGAACUGGGAAGCUGGGAUCCUUAAGCCUUUUGAGGCACAUAUGGAGGAGGGUAAAGUGCGUUUGCUGCAAGUACUUAAGAGGUGCAUGAUUAGUGCUCGAAAAGCUGACAUACAAUGCAUUCCUCCUUGUAUUAAGAAAACUACAUUUAUUGAUUUCACUGAGGAACAUUCAAAAACUUACAAUGAACUUGUAGUUACUGUGCGGCGUAAUAUUUUGAUGGCUGAUUGGAAUGAUCCUUCUCACGUGGAAAGUUUACUGAACCCAAAGCAGUGGAAAUUUAGGACUAGUACCAUAAGAAACGUCAGGCUUUCCUGCUGUGUUGGUGGUCAUAUUAAAGUAUCUGAUGUUGGUCAAGAAAUCCAAGAAACAAUGGAUAUAUUAGUUCAAAAUGGGUUGGCUUAUCUUUCAGAGGAAUAUGCUUUAAUUAGAUACUGCCUUUCAUUUGGUGGUGAUUGUCAGAGAUGCAAGGAAUGGUGCCGCCUACCUAUUGUUACACCAUGCAGACAUCUUCUGUGCCUUGAUUGUGUUGCUUUGGAUAGUGAACGAUGUGCGUUUCCUGGAUGUGGUUAUUCAUAUGAGAUGCAGAAUCCUGAAAUACGAACACGAGUAGAAAAUCCAAAUCCAAAGUGGCCUGUCCCAAAAGAUCUAAUUGAGUUGCAACCAUCUUAUAAGCAGGAUAGCUGGAAUUCAGAUUGGCAAUCAACCUCUAGCAGUAAAGUUGCAUAUCUUGUUCAGAGGCUGAAGGAAAUUCAGGAUGCUAGUAGAAAAAUUGUUUGUUCAAGGAUUGAGGGAAAUCAUGUAGAAAAAUCUUUUGAUGUCUUUUUCCCUCAAGAACCAUCAAGGAAACCAAGUAUUGAUUCUUCCAAGGCUCCUUGUGAAAAAGUUCUGAUAUUUUCCCAGUUUCUUGAACACAUACAUGUAAUUGAGCAACAGCUGGCUAUUGCUGAUAUCAGAUAUGUUGGAAUGUUUAGUCCAAUGAAUGGCAACAAUAAGAAGAAGGCUCUCACAACCUUUCAAGAUGAUCCUAGCUGUAUGGUGCUUGUGAUGGAUGGAAGUGCUGCACUAGGUCUAGAUUUGAGCUUUGUAACCCAUGUGUUUUUAAUGGAGCCAAUCUGGGACCGAAGUAUGGAGGAACAAGUGAUUAGUCGUGCUCAUCGUAUGGGUGCAGUACGACCUAUUCAUGUUGAGACCCUAGCGAUGCGUGGUACUAUUGAAGAGCAAAUGAUGGAGUUUUUGCAGAAUGUUGAUGAGUGUAGAAGGUUAUCGAAAGAAGAACAUGAGAAAACUGAGCAUGAAGGAGCUCGUGCACAAAGAUCCUUGCAUGAUUUUGCUGAGAGAACAUAUUUGACUCACCUGAGCAUGGUACGAACAAAGGCAUGAAGGCAAGUGUACUAAAGAUUAUCAGUUAACCUUUUUGUUUGUUUUCAUUGAUAUUUGCUGCAUUCUUAGUUUGGUCCAUUUUUUCCGUUGCUAAAUAAUUAAAAUGCAUGCUAUUUUAGAGUGAUAAUUGUUGCUUUUAUCAUCUUCCAUUCCGUUUUGUAUACCCUACUUUCCAAUACAAACUGUUUCAUAUAUGUCACAUUUGGAAUCUUCACUAUUAUAAUAACACUCUUUUGAGUUUUGACGGAAAAAAACCCAAUAAUUUUUUUGUUCCAAAAGUAUCCCUUUUUGACAUUAUAUUUACGAAAUUGUCAUUCUGGAUUUCCUUGCUAUUUUGCGUUGGUCACUUACUGCCAACUACUUCUGUUACAUUCUUUCAGAGCUAACCUCUCUUUACAACCUUUUCCUCUCUCUCUUUGUACUAGACUUCUAUUCUGUAGGCUAAAAAACUUUAGAUCCUGUGUUUACUAGCCAUUAAUCUCAUCCGAAAUUUGCUUUAAAAUAAGCCUCUCUUUUUUCGGCGCAUAAGAUUAUCCAUUAUGUGUUUCUCCCUUGGCUACAUAACAAUUUAUGAACUCACCUUAACCUUCAUUGCAUGAAAAGACAUGUGAUGCUGCCUCUGUGCUAUGGUAAUUGCUUGUCUCUAUUAUUUUCUCUGCUAAUCAGGAUGUAUCCUCGGUAUGGCUUUUUAUUGUGGACAUUGUUGCUGUAAAUGCUAACAUAAGGUCGUCAUUGUCACAACUGGGUGUGGAAUGGUAGUUGAUUGAAAUUGGCUCACUCCCAUUUUGCCAGUGCGCUGUCACAUGUGGAUCCUUUAGCUCAUUCCAAAAAUGUAGCCACCAUGGAGAUUUGAAAGCAAAAGGUUUAAAGAGAUAACGAAUUUGCUUUCUGAUAGAAUUUGCAUUAAGAAAUCAUAUAAUUAACAGUCACAAUAACUCAAUAUUAAUAAAUAUAACUUCAGUUGUAUGCAAGCUUAAUACCCAAAGGUUCCACACCACAAGGGGAUUAAAAGGGGAUACUUUUGGCGGUGAAAUGGUUUACUAAGGACAUGAAAAGGGUUUACUUUUUGUUUUGAGUAUUUGAGUAUAGGAAUAGGGAGGGCGUAUGAAACGACUUCGAGGGAAAUGGAGCAGGAUGUAAUUACGAAGCUUGAUACGUCAACACCACAAGCAUUCAUAAAGGAUAAUGCGUAUGAAGGAUCCUUGAGUUUGGAAUGUAAAGACUUUACAUAAGGAAGUAGCUGUUAAGUCUUUUAAAACAACAUCAAAUUAAUUAACUAAGAACCAUAUCUUAUAAAGCUAGCCCAUAUUGAUUGACUUUGAAAUGGGUUAAUGGAUCCUUGAUUUUGGACUUGUUGGAUAUGAACUUGGACUUGGACUUGGACAAGUUGAGGGUGGAGCAUCAUAGCAACUUCACAACUAUUAAUCAUCCAUCUACAUUGAGACUAACAAAAGGGAAUAAUGUGAGUAUUAGGUUGGCAAGAGAGAAAAAUUUUGCGUGUUAACUGUAAAGUGAAGGUUACUUUUCAAAAAAGUUGGUUACUUCGAUUUGACUAAAACAAAUGCUUGUGUUUAUCACCGAGGAUAUCUUGAAUUUUUCUUAUUACAGGGUAGGUUGAGGAAAGGAGAGGGUCAAGUGAGAAUUGAACCCAAGACUUUGCCUUGGAGAAUGUGGUACUUAUCACUUGAAAUUGCGUGAAAGCUUUCCAGGACUCUUAUUAUUGUCAUUGUGCUGUCCAGAAAUCAGCACUCCUUUAUUUCCUUAGGAUUGUUCCCUAUUUGGAAAUUAGGUUUUUCACUUGACAAUCUGUUGAAGCUUUUUUUUAUAUGGUCUACUGUUAUGUACACUUUUUAUUUAUGUGAAGUUCCACAUGACGUUUGCUACUAAGGUCAAUCGGAAACAACCUCUUUGUUAUUUUUAUCAUUAACAAGGGUAAGAUUGUGUACAUUCGACCCUCUUAAAUCUCACAGGUGGCAGGCACUUAAUGGCAUUAGGUAAUGGAAUGUUAGCAUUUGCAGCAGCUUGCUGUUCAAGAACGUCACUCAUGAUGGCUUCUUUUUGUUGUAUCUUACUUCUAUUAUAGGAAAAGGAGUAGAGUUAUAAGUUGUCUGGUUUGCUCUGUUAACUCUUGCAUGAGGUGUACUCAGCCCUGUAUCACAAUUUAUGAUUAUUUAGUUCGGUGAAAAUAUUUUCAUGA
This is a messenger RNA of Amaranthus tricolor (Joseph's coat), 6820 nucleotides long. RefSeq names its product F-box protein At3g54460. Gene Ontology annotation, molecular function: ATP-dependent chromatin remodeler activity; protein binding; ATP binding. The coding region runs from base 568 to 4623 and encodes 1351 amino acids. Lineage: Eukaryota; Viridiplantae; Streptophyta; Magnoliopsida; Caryophyllales; Amaranthaceae. The record is from RefSeq and is a predicted model, not a curated record. The transcript has 8 exons.